Molecule: messenger RNA, 2187 nt
Organism: Anthostomella pinea
Lineage: Eukaryota; Fungi; Ascomycota; Sordariomycetes; Xylariales; Xylariaceae
Source: the annotation of a GenBank genome assembly
AUGUGCGGUUUAACGCGUCUCUUCUGCGUGGUCUGCACGGCGAAUGACCUGUACCUCUUCCAUCGCUGCAACGGUAUCGAGGAUGACAAGUACUACGAUCCUAAAGGCGACAAACCUCUCCCCCCAGGCCACCGCUUCUAUUGCCCGGAGAUGACCUGGCCCCUCGCCCCAUCACCCCAAGACAUGAGCCUUCAUGUUUGCGAUGUUUGCCUUCGAAGGGCUAUUAUCUGGUACAACAACAUCAGCGAGGCCAAGAAGAUCAACGAUGACGCCCGGAGAGAGCACUCUAGAUAUCCUCGGCCGGCGAUCGCUGCAAGUGAAGAGACCGAUGACGACGAGAUGGAAUUUGCCGAUACUGACUUCCCGCCCGACUGGAAGUAUGUCAGUCAGAGCAUCAAGCGCAUGGUGUAUCACAAGCAUUGCAAGAACAAGAUUGCCAACGCAGAUGCACACUGGGAGACCCGACUCAGCGAGCUUUCCCACCGGAGCCUUACCCUGUGGGUGCCCUGCUGCAACCUCUGCAAGACGCCUACCUUCACUCCAAAUGGGGGAAUCGAGGGAAUUGAGAUGGAGCCGAGUUCCGUCUUCUGGAAGUGGAUGUGCCAACUCAAGAACGAGAACGUGGUCCAGAUGCAGAUUGCCACCGGGUUCCUGACCAAACCCUGCAUUCGCUGCGCCAAAGCUGAGCUCGCUCUCCGCCGGAAAGUCACCCAGCUCGUCGAAACAGAUGGAAGUCGAUUCGAAGCCUGGGCUGUCUGGAUUUGGCUAUCAAUGCGGGGAUCAUAUGAUGUCGACUUCUGGAAGCACGAGUCCAUCAACGUCGGCAUUCCGGAGUGUCCGACCCCUCCUGCCGAGGACUUCAUGAAGCUGAUGACCGUCGGUUGGAGAACCCGCACUGGCACCAUCUGGGAAGACCUCGUCGAUCUGGAGGCCCCGGCUACAUGCUCAUUCCUGUCGCUGAUGCAUAAGACCCCGUUCAAUGCGCUCUCGCAAUGGACCAACUUCGCCGGCAAACCAUGCGAUGCAGCUGCCCCCGAGGUCCAAGCUCCCCCCUCGCCCAUGGCCACCAGAGAAAGCACACCCACCGGUCCAGACGCCUUGGAGUCCGAACCCGGCCUCCAGUCUCCUGCAUCAUCGGCAACCAUUGAUUAUGAGGAACCUGUUGUCAUCAGGGACGAUGAUAGCGACAAUAUUACGGAAGCAUCUACCGGCCCGCGAGAAGGGGAUAAUGAAACGGCCUACGAUAAAGAGCAACGCAAAACUCGCGAUGCAGGGCUGUUAACCCCGGUCUACGUGGCAGCGAUGAUACCCCAAGAGUAUAAUAGAUACGUGUCGAAGAUGAAGCAUCAAUGCCAGCCUGUGCCAGACCCUCAUGGAAGCGAGGCACAAGUACACAUGGUUGUGGUGCAAGGCAUGUAUGUUGAUGAGGACGGUAGAGCUGCUCGGUGGGUGAAGAACAGGCUUGCCCGUGACGGGACCGCCAUGCGUCAUGGCCGUUAUAUCCACUCGACUUGUCAGAACCGUCGGAAACGUCGGAGAGGUGCGUCGAGCGACUCUGGCCCGCCUGCCAAACGGGUCCAUUGGGAGGAAGCUCCUACACCACCUCGUUCAGUCAGGCAAGAUAGCCGAGAUGGAUUGUUGCCCAAGGACGAUACUGCAAUGCCGGAUCAACAACGCAGCGGCAGAGCCACGCCGUCUCGGGAGAAGGCGCAGGCUGGUCGGAUGAAUGGUAGUGUUGAGCCCAUGGAGUCCUUGGAAGGCACGGCGGGCGACAACCACCAUCUCGCUGGCAACAAGCAAUCCGCCCAGCAGACGAAUCGCCAGCCUCUACCUACCUUCGAGAAAGCUGGCAAUGGCGAUUAUCUUUCUGGCGACCAGGGAUCUGCUCAGUAUCAUAAUCGCCCAUCCUCGCCGGCCUUCGAAGAUAUCGGGGAUGAAGACGACCUCUUUGGCGACAAGGAGUUCGCUCGCUAUGAGGAAGUCCAGGCUCAAACCGAUGCCAGCUCGGGCCAAGAAGAGGAAGAUGUCGUGAUGGAAGAUGUGCUCGUUAACGAAAAUGACGAGGGCACUUUCAACAUUUGCAGCGCCAAGUGCUACCAUCUUCAGGGUAACAUCAAACCAAGCUCGAUGUGGUCGUUGGAAUUCGGCGUGGAUCGCAUUGAGCCCAUCCAGGGAGUUGAGGAGUGA